AUGAGCAAGAAAUGCGCGUGGUACAAAAGAGGAAAAUUCAAGGAAGUGUUUGAGUUCGAGUAUUCCGACGACAAAGAUCCUUUGGUUGCAGAUAGAAUAGAAGGGGCUGAGUGGAAAGAACAGUGGUUGACCAUUAAGGAUCAACUGGAUGAGAGGCACUUCGACCGCAAGAAGAAGAAUCUCGAUCGAGAGCGCACCAAGGUCGAGCAGAUGGAGCCGUUCCGCAACGAAUGCAUCCCCAAACUCAUCUACCAGUACUAUGGCUUGGCCAGACGCGCAGACGCUAGUAUCAAUGCAGCGCUGGAGGAUUUCAGCCAGGUCCCGCUAAAUCUCAUCGCCGUCUGUUGCAACGCAAUAGAAGCAGCGUUGAUGGAGGUGACGUCGCAUCAGCCCAUCGCAUUCUCCAACAAGCACUUCGCCGCAAAGUGGGAUGGCAUUAUGGCCAUCCUAGAGACUCUGGAAGCCAAAGCUUCGGAGUACCUUGAGGAGACACAAGAGGUAAUUUGGGAGCACAUCAGCACUCGGCUCAACGCUGGCCCCAAUGCGUUCGAGAGCCUCUUGCCUGGCGGGGCUGCUGUUGCGCCCGUCAUCAUUGCAACGGACAAAAUGCAACUCACGCAAUUCUCGGGCAGAAAAUCAGUGUAUCCGGUCUACAUGACGCUCGGCAAUUUUCGGGCUCUGAGACACAAGCCCUCCAAACAUGCGUGUAUCCUUAUUGGAUACCUCUCAGUGGACAAAAUUGAUUCCGAUGGGAUCACCAAGCGCAAGCAACACACCCUAGCACAGCAGCUGUUCCACACGUCGGUACACAUUAUUCUCGAACCACUUGUCGAGGCUGGGAAGAGCGGUAUCAAUGUUACCGGAGGGGAUGGUGCGGUGCGCAGGGUACACCCGAUUCUAGCCGCUUAUGUCGCCAAUUAUCCAGAACAAUGCUUGGUGACAUGUUCCAAGUACGGUACAUGUCCCAAGUGCCAACUCCCAGAGGACCAGCUCAAGUCGCCCUAUGGAACCCGUCAUUUCAAGAAUGGAAUCUCUGUUCUUUCUCAGGUCUCCGGUACUGAGCGCAAGUACAUGGCACGAAUAUUACUUGGCUGCUAG
Fomitopsis serialis is the source of this 1098-nucleotide messenger RNA. RefSeq lists its product as uncharacterized. Bases 1 to 1098 code for a protein of 365 amino acids. NCBI's taxonomy places the organism in Eukaryota, Fungi, Basidiomycota, Agaricomycetes, Polyporales, Fomitopsidaceae. The record is from RefSeq and is a predicted model, not a curated record. The transcript has 7 exons.